CUCCAACCCCCCGCCCUCCGACUUCGAAUCCACCUCCGAGUAGACAGACUCAAGUGCUGAGACUGCUGCCCAUCUCCAUCAUGUUGAGCCGCUCGGCCAUUCGCGCGGCGCGCGCCCUGGGUACUGGAAAGAGCGCUGGCACCAAGACGGUCACGCGCAAUGCCUCGACCCAAGGCUCCUCCGAAUCCGCCGCAUCUUGGAAGAACACCGCGAUGCUCUCGUCCUCCGCCGCCCUGGGUUUCGCCUCGGUCGCAUGGUAUUACUACCAAUUCGGACGUCCAACACAGGCCAUGACGCCAGCUGAGGAAGGACUUCACGCUAUUCAAUAUCCAUGGGAGCACGAGAAGCUCACCAAGACUUUUGAUCACGGUGGUCUUCGCCGCGGUUUCCAGGUCUACCGUGAGGUGUGCGCAUCAUGCCAUUCUCUCAGCCGUAUUCCUUACCGCACACUGGUCGGCAACAUCAUGACCGUCGAUGAGGCCAAGGCGCUUGCCGAGGAGAACGAGUACGAUACCGAGCCGAACGACGAGGGUGAAAUCGAGAAGCGUCCCGGCAAGCUUUCCGACUACGUUCCAUCGCCAUACAAGAAUGACGAGGCUGGUCGUGCUGCCAACAACGGUGCGCUGCCACCAGAUCUCAGCUUGAUCGUCAAGGCCCGCCACGGUGGUUGCAACUACAUCUUCUCUCUGUUGACUGGAUAUCCCGAGGAGCCUCCAGCUGGUGCUGUCGUUCAGGAGGGUCUCAACUUCAACCCAUACUUCCCUGGUACCGGUAUCGCCAUGGCUCGUGUUCUCUACGACGGUCUGGUCGAGUACGACGAUGGCACUCCGGCCACUGCUUCCCAGAUGGCCAAAGAUGUUGUCGAGUUCUUGAACUGGGCCGCUGAGCCCGAGAUGGACGAGCGCAAGCGUAUGGGAUGGAAGGUCAUGGCUAUUGGAGGUCUUUUGUUCGGCAUGAGUGUUUGGGUCAAGAGAUACAAGUGGUCCACCGUCAAGACCCGCAAGAUCACCUACACCGCGCCACCCACCAACUCUCCUAAGCAGCCCGGCGGUGUUUUCCGGAGAUAGAGAGUAGCAAGCAUGAGGGAGCAUGAGGGAAUGGUUGGGAUCAAGAAGAGCCUAGUAGACUUGUACAGUGGGUUUCUAGCGUGGGUUCUUUUUUGUCUUUGUGUGUAAGAGGAGCUUGAGUUUGCCAAAAAUACACAAUCAGCUAAAGAAGUCGUCUUUGGUCAUUACA
Zymoseptoria tritici IPO323 is the source of this 1236-nucleotide messenger RNA. Its product is annotated as cytochrome c1. Gene Ontology annotation, molecular function: heme binding; electron transfer activity. Bases 81 to 1067 code for a protein of 328 amino acids. The transcript is spliced from 4 exons. Gene Ontology annotation, biological process: mitochondrial electron transport, ubiquinol to cytochrome c. NCBI's taxonomy places the organism in Eukaryota, Fungi, Ascomycota, Dothideomycetes, Mycosphaerellales, Mycosphaerellaceae. The record is from RefSeq and is a predicted model, not a curated record.